UAAUAUCAAUGCCGGUCACCAAUGAAGGUUGGCCAGAAGCAUUCGGCUUUGGGCUGGGCGGUUCGGGUCCAUGUUACAUUUUAUGGGUGGAGGAUAAAAGCAGUGCCCAUGCCGCUGGACUGAGGCCCGGAGACCAGAUUUUGGAAGUUGAAGGAAAGCCAGUGUCUUCUCUGACCUGUGAAGCACUGACCAAACUAGGCCGGGAGUGUCUCAAUGUCCCACCAAGUAUUGGGGUAAUAUCAAGAGUACAAUAUGUGGAGGUACCCAGAAAAGGAGAGGAGAUUGGCCUCACACUCAGGGAUGGUAGACCUCUACUGGUGGCCAACGUUACCCCCGGAUCUCCUGCAUCCUAUAGUGGGGUCAGAACUGGAGAUCUACUUCUCGAAAUUAAUGAAGUCCCCGUGAAGGAUCUGGUUGAGGCUUCCCGAAUGAUCUCUUCCUGUGAGGAGGAUGUGAUACGCCUCGGCCUCCUGUGUGUUGGUUGGAGGCAGAGACACAGUAGGGUGUACAGCGCAAGUGGAAGCAGGUCGGAGAUUACAAGCCAAGCACAGAGACUCAAAGCUCAGGAAUUUAACCGGAAGCUUGAUGAGGUCCUGGGGGACCAGCCGGCCUUGAAGGAGAAGGUCUUUGCCCUGUUGAAGCAGUACGCCCAGGAGCGGAAGGUCGACCGUCUGGCGUAUAUGCUCCCCAUGAUCCUCACAGAGGAGUCCCAGCACCGUCUCAUCGACAACAUCAGAAUAUUCAUCCCCAAGAAACAUCGACAUCGUUUUGACCAUGUGGUGUCCCAGAGUCUCAUCAGUAAGAUCUGCCGAUCCAGGAGCGAGCGGAGUAAUCGUCUGAGGAGGAGUCGUAGUGAAGACCACCAUGAAAGGUUGCUGGUGUCCACAAGGGCGGCUCCUAUGCCUAAUUGUCAGGACGAUGUGGGCAGGGGGUUGAAGAAGAGCAGUUCUCUUGUGGCUGGAAGUGUGGGAACUGGGAAGCCACACAGGACAGUACGGGUGUGUAAGGGAAGUAGCAGUUUUGGGUUCACGUUACGGGGUAAUGCUCCAGUCUGGAUUGAGUCCAUUCUCCCAGGCAGCCCUGCGGAGGUGGCUGGACUCCAGCCUGGAGACAGAAUCUUAUUCUUGAACGGCUUGGACAUGAGGAACUGCUGCCAUGAGAAGGUGGUCUGCAUGCUGCAAGGAAGUGGCGCCAUGCCAACAUUAGUGGUGGAAGAGGGCAGCGUGUCCUACUGUGCAGAUACAGAUUCUGAUACCACUCUCCCAACAUCUGCUCUUACCUCCCUCCAGUGGGUGGCAGAAAUCCUUCCCUCUAACAUUCGUAUCCAAGGACGGAGUUUUAGCCAACAGCUGGAACAUCUGCUCACUCCCACAGAGCGGUACACAGUGUGUAAAGCCCUAGAAAGCUUCUUUCAGCACAGGAACAUUGACACCCUGAUCGUGGAUAUAUAUCCGGUCCUGGACACUCCGGCCAAACAGAUCAUAUGGCAAUUCAUCUUCCAGUUGAUGACAUAUGAGGAACAGGAGCACUGCCAGAACAAGAUUGCUCGAUUUCUGGGGUACAAGGCAGCUGCCAUGGACGCUGAUGUCGGGGUUCCACAUCGAGGGUCUGUCCAUGGGCAGGCAACGUACCAGGGGAGCAUACGAGCGCCACCUGCGGAGGAAGGGAAGAGCGGCGACUAUAAUUCAUACUCUCAGUGUGAUCCAGUAGAAGUUGCUCCUCGUCUGACAUCAGGAGAGAGACAAGCGGGAGAUGGGACAUCGCUGCCCGAAACACCGAACCCUAAAAUGAUGUCGGCAGUUUACGCUGAGUUAGAGAACCGCUUUAUUAAUAACAUGCCUGGUAAACUGAGCAGCCUGAGAUCCCGCGGGUCGUGUAACUUCUAUCAUACCAUAGGGGAGCGUAAGUUGGCACAGGGUAACCACUGGCAAAAUUCGGUGCCGCCCUCUGACCCAUGCCCUCCACGCCCGCCCAGUGCCCCAUCGCCCAGCAGCUCCGAGUCGAAUCCUUACGUCAGCCUGGAUGGGAGUUUACCACCAUCGCCAACUCACAGGAAAAUGUUUACCUUCUCGCGACCAAGCCGAUCCCGAGACACUGACCGAUUCUUGGACGCACUCAGCCGGCAGCUGGGGCAGAAUUUGGCCAUCACGGAUCAGUUUCUUACCCCUGAGAAUGACUAUGAAGAGAUGAGCUUCCAGGAUGACCACCUGACCUGUGCCCCACGUGAAGUGAGCACGACCAGCGAGUCAGCAGGCAGCAGCGAAGACGGCAGCUCCCUUACCUACUCAUCAGUGUCUGACCACAUCCCCCCACCUCCACACAGUCCACCUCCACCACCUCCUCCGCAGCAUCCUAGAGGAGAGCAGGCCCGGAAAAAGGAAAUAUCCAAAACGGUGCCCUCUUCCUUUCCCCGAGGUGUAGGGAGUUAUAUACAAACCCCUUUACCUCCAGCGCCUCCUCCUCUCCCUAUACCCCCUGUGCCCCCAGCGCCACCUCUGGAGCCCCUGGCACAUCGUGGCAUGCACCGGCGCAGCGAAUCUAGCCACAUGAGCGUGAAGAGGCUACGCUGGGAACAGGUGGAAAAUUCAGAAGGGACCAUAUGGGGGCAGUUGGGGGAGGAUUCCGACUAUGAAAAGCUGAGUGACAUGGUGAAGUACCUGGACUUGGAGCUGCACUUUGGCACCCAGAAACCAACGCUCCUCCCAGUGAUGCCAGAAUCCAUGAAAAACAAAGGUGCUGUUGAAAUUUUGUCUCACAAGAAGGCCUACAAUACAGCUAUCCUGAUUGCACACUUAAAGCUCUCGCACCAGGAGCUGCGACACAUCCUCAUGACGAUGGAGAACGAGAGGUUGGAGCCCUCCCAUAUUAAACAGCUUUUGCUCUAUGCACCGGGUGAAGAGGAGAGGAAACAUUUUCAGUCUUACACAGGGAGUCCUAGCAAGCUGAGCGAACCCGACCAGUUUGCACUGCAGAUGAUGCAAGUUCCGGAGUACAAGAUGCGCCUGAGAAGUCUCCUCUUUAAGAGCACCUUGCAGGAGAAGACAGAAGAGAUCCGAGUCAGCUGUGACUGCGUCCUCAAGGCCUCUGCUGAACUGAAAAACAGCAAGAAGCUGGCAAAGAUAUUAGAGUUUGUUCUCGCGAUGGGAAACUAUCUGAACGACGGACAACCCAAAACCAACAGGACAACCGGAUUCAAGAUCAACUUUCUAACAGAGCUCAACACCACCAAGACGGUAGAUGGGAAGUUCACCUUUUUGCACAUACUCGCCAAAUCCCUCAGCCAGCAUUUUCCCGAGCUUCUAAGCUUUGCCAAGGAUCUCCCCACUGUGCCUCUCGCUGCCAAAGUAAACCAGAGGUCACUUACCGCUGACUUGAGUGACCUACACGUGACUAUCCAGGAGAUUAAAAACGCCUGCAGCCGGAUGAGCAGCACUCCAGAGGACAAGUUCCCGCUCACUAUGAGUACAUUCCUUGAGAACACGUUCCCCUGUAUGCAGAGUCUGGACACGCUGCAGCAUCGGGCCAUGGAGGAUUUCUUUAAAGUCUGCUCCUACUUCGGGGAGGACCCCAAGGGCUCGAGCAGCGAGACUUUUUUUGGGAUUUUUGCUGAUUUUAUCAGUAAAUUUGAGAAAGCCUUCGGUGAGGUACAAUCAGUUGACCCCCAGCUCCCCCCAGGGACAAUGCCCGUCUGGUAAGAACUUGGCGCCGGGCGAGACGGUGGCAAUUCAUGCUCUGGGCCCCCCGGUGGCUGAUCUUAGACAUCAGCACUAGAUGCAAGUGGCUGCAAAAUGCCAAUCUGGCUCCAAGACAAAACCGCGUGCGGCACAACAAGCUCUGCUACAUCAUGCUGUAUGGGAGGAACCUAGAACCUGAAGCACCAGGAGGAACCUUCUAGGAGUCAAAUGCAAUCUACACUCCCCUCCCCUUUUAUGUUACCGCGAGGCCUCCAUAUUUGUUAAUCACCCCCUCCCCCGUCAGCUGCAUUGACGUCCGCCUCCACCUCCCGUCCAAUCGUUUUUCCUUUGUUUACGCGCAUUCGCCUCUGCUAACCCUACAGGAUCUAGAUCAGUGGCCUCCAAACUGCGGACCUCCAGAUGUUGCAAAACUACAACUCCCAGCAUGCCCGGACAGCCAACGGCAUGGAGACCACAUGAUCUAGAUAACUACAUCAUCUCCCACCACCCCUCAUGAACACCCCCUACAUAUAGAAAUAUAUAUAUGUUAUAAAUAUAUUGUGUAAUUUUACACAGGAAUUCUUCGAUGCUUUCUGGUAAGCUGCAGAAUUUAACUGCUGGAAUAAAGAAAUGCGUAUUUAUUA
This is a messenger RNA of Hyla sarda, 4318 nucleotides long. It is a transcript of the gene GRID2IP, whose product is annotated as Grid2 interacting protein. Bases 9 to 3695 code for a protein of 1228 amino acids. Gene Ontology annotation, molecular function: protein binding. The transcript has 22 exons. NCBI's taxonomy places the organism in Eukaryota, Metazoa, Chordata, Amphibia, Anura, Hylidae. The record is from RefSeq and is a predicted model, not a curated record.